AUGGGGUCCCCAAUCUCCGGCUACCUGGCUGAGGCGGUCUUGCAGGAACUGGAAACUCGGGUCUUCCAGACCUACAGGCCGAAAUUCUGGAUGCGCUACGUAGACGACACCUUUGUCAUCCUGCACCGAGACGCGAAAGACAACUUUAAAAGAGAAUUGGACUCGGUUUUUCCACAAAUCCAAUUUACCAUGGAGGAAGAAACUAACGGAGUGCUCUCUUUCCUCGACGUCCAGGUAUCGAGGCAGGAAGACGGAACCCUCCAGACUGGUGUCUUCCGAAAGGCGACAGACACGGAGAAAAUUCUCCACUACAACAGCAAUCAUCCCUUGUCGCACAAGCGCAGUGGUGUCCGGACAUUUUUUCACCGCAUCCACACACACUGCAGCACAGAAUUCGAGAAGCUGCGGGAGCGUAAAACCCUAUGGCACCUCUUCCUUGCCAACGGAUAUCCACGCAGUUUCGUAAACAAAUGCUUGUACGGAAGGCACAUGAAGACCGACGAUGAGCAGAAACAAAGACCAGAAAUCUUCCUUGUCUUGCCCUACGUGCGUAACGUCUCCGAAGCCACUGAGCGCAUGCUAAGACCGCUAAACGUGGGCGUUGGACAUCGACCGGAGGCCACCAUCCGCCGCUUAAUCAUGCAGCCCAAGGACCGACUACCACCUGCAGACACGUCAGGCGUAAUUUAUCGCGUCAAAUGUCUGGGCUGCCCAGCCAACUACUGUGGCAUGACCGACAAACGCCUAAGAACGCGCAUGCAUGAGCACACUUUGGCCGUAAGGCGAAAGGAUGUUCGAUCGCAUGUCGCCAUGCACUGUCUGGAGAACAAUCACACGCUCGACUUUGACGGCGCCCAAGUGCUUGGCAGAGCGGAAAGCAAACUGGCGAGGGAAGUAAUCGAGGCCUGGAAAUCGGACACGAACUCUAUCAACCGAAGUAUCGAUUUUCCAGCGCCAUACGAGGCCGUCAGGCACCAUCUACGCGCGAGAGGGGGGCCAACGAGAAGCGAACGGGACGAACCUAUCGGGUGA
Spirometra erinaceieuropaei is the source of this 1032-nucleotide messenger RNA. NCBI's taxonomy places the organism in Eukaryota, Metazoa, Platyhelminthes, Cestoda, Diphyllobothriidea, Diphyllobothriidae. The record is from the annotation of a GenBank genome assembly.